GGCUCUGCGCAGUUCGCAUUACACCGCCGACAUGUCGCUGGGUAAGUCCGUGUACCAUCUUCUCUUCAGGAGAACGUCCACUUUCGCUGUAACCAUCAUGGUUGGAGCAGUUUUCUUCGAACGGUUAUUUGACCAAGGCGGUGACGCUAUUUUUGAGCAAAUGAACCGGGGGAAACUAUGGAAGCACAUCAAACACAACUACGAGAACAAAGAGGAAGAAUAGAAGGCGGCCCGGGGUCAUCUAAGGCUGAAGUGCAACUGUUGUCACACUUCCAUCACCCAUUCUUCCUGGACUACACACCUGAGACAAGCAGCAGUCAUCAUGGACUAUGUGUUCAAUGUCAUGCCCAGACUGACAGCGGCUACCAGAGGAGCUGUGGGAGCUGACUGGUGGUCCAGACCACCGUGAAGAUUGAGCAGCAGUUCCUGUCGCCUCGUCCCCGGUCCUUGUUGUUGUUUGUAAUGCCUUCGCUCUCCUCACAGAUUGUACAUUGUUAAAUUAAACAUGUGUAAAUGUCUUACACAUCUCGCAGUGUUUUGAUUUGCCAUUCGGAUUGUGGCAUGCAUGUGUCAGUGCUAUACGCUCCCAUUGAAUUUGCAACUUUCCUGGGACAUAACUAGUAAUCCUACAGGCAUACACUCUUUUAACGUUAUGUAAUUUGAAUGUGUGUGUUGAGCUUAACCUGCUAAUUAAAUGAAUAUGUUCGUAUUGAGA
Molecule: messenger RNA, 715 nt
Organism: Acanthochromis polyacanthus (spiny chromis)
Lineage: Eukaryota; Metazoa; Chordata; Actinopteri; Pomacentridae
Gene: uqcr10
Product: cytochrome b-c1 complex subunit 9
Exons: 2
Coding region: 32-223 (63 amino acids)
Biological process (GO): mitochondrial electron transport, ubiquinol to cytochrome c
Source: RefSeq, a predicted model, not a curated record